This is a messenger RNA of Oryzias melastigma (Indian medaka), 1341 nucleotides long. It is a transcript of the gene gatd3l, whose product is annotated as es1 protein. The transcript has 7 exons. The record is from RefSeq and is a predicted model, not a curated record. NCBI's taxonomy places the organism in Eukaryota, Metazoa, Chordata, Actinopteri, Beloniformes, Adrianichthyidae. Gene Ontology annotation, cellular component: mitochondrion. Bases 428 to 1237 code for a protein of 269 amino acids.
UCUAGACGCAACAUGGCAUUACAAGAGAGUAAGAGCCUUACAACCUAAUGGACUUUAAAGGGCAUAUGGAAUGUCACUCCGCUGCUUUAAAAGUUUAGCACAAUUUCUCCACCAGCAAAUCCCAUGAAGAUCAAAAGCAAACGGAUAUUGAUUGGAUUUGUCAGGAGGCGUCCCUCUGUGGAUAAAUAAGUUGAUUAGGGGAGCGGUGAAGGUGUUAAUGGCGUAGGUAAGGGAGUUCAUUGGGGAAACAAGUGAGGGUGCGAUAAGACAAUGGUCUUACCCGGCCACGUCACUUGGCUGCACUAUGGAGGUAUAUAUACAGGCAGCUUCACUGAGAUCAAUAUCAGGACAGAGGUCGUGGACAGCUCUGUGGGAAACUCCAACGUUUUAUUAUUUCCGCUCCAAGCAGUGAGACUAAACCAGAACCAUGUUGGGAUCCAGGGCUUUGCUUUCCAAACAAACACUGGCUGUUUUCUUCCGCCAGCCUGCCUGCUUUGUUCACCAGGGUGACUAUGGCAACUGGGGAAACACCAACGUCGCCGUGGUUUUCUCUGGAUGUGGAUGGUGGGAUGGAACUGACGUCCACGAGGGCGUGUACACCAUGCACCACCUGAGCAGGAAUGGCGCCCGCUUCCAGAUUUUUGCCCCAAAUCAACAGCAGAUGAACGUGAUCGACCACAUGAAGAAGCAGCCAGCUUCUGGGGAGAACAGGAACAUGAUGAUUGAGUCGGCGCGCUUCAGUCACGGGCAGGGAAAGAUGCAGAUGCAGGACCUGUCUUCUCUGGAUGCCAACAACUUUGAUGCCGUCAUCUUCCCUGGAGGCUACGGCAUCACUAAGAAUCUAUCCUCGUUUAUGAAGGAUGGCAAAGACUUUAAGCUGCAUAGUGAUGUGGAAAGGGUGCUGAAGGACUUCCACCGUUCACGGAAACCCAUCGGCCUGGCCAGCAUGUCAUCUGUCCUGGCCUGCCGCGCGCUGCCCAGCAUUGAGGUGACCAUGGGCUAUGAGCGUGACGAAAACACCCGCUGGGGGAACUGGCCCAACACCAACAUGGUGCAGACUGUGAAGGCCAUGGGCGCACGCCACCACGUCCGCGAGCCCUACGAAGCCUAUGUGGACGAGAAGAACAAAGUGGUCAGCACUCCAUCCUUCAUGUGGGAGACAGACUAUCACUAUCACUACAUCUUUGAUGGGAUUGGAAAUAUGGUCAAGCAUGUGAUGCGUUUGUCCACCAAGUGAGGCGCCGUUUUAAAGCCUGGAGAUUAGUGAAUGUUCAGCAUUCACCCACUACUGAGAAGAAGUCUCACCUGAAAUAAUAAAGAUGCUUUAGGAAAAAGAAACAC